AGAAAGGACAAUUUACUGGUUUCUUCAACUUUUAAUCAAGAGCAAAACAAUCAGGCUUUAGUUAUAAUAUGACAUUAGUUGGGAUAAAUAUGGAUAUCUGCUGAUUUUUUGCUGCUGUUUCUUGGUCAUAGGAUUAUUUAUUUUUUAAAUCUGUUUGGGAGCAUAAUUAGCAGGUUAUAUGAUUUAUAAAAUGUAAACAUUUAGCAAUUCAACAAAGAACGAUGAUUUUCUGGAGCUGGUGCUUUGUUGUGGGUAUUUUUCUCACUCUUAGCCUCAACAUGAGUAAGUAGGAGCCUGUUUUUGGUCAGUCUGUGCGAGGUAAAGAGAUAAAGUGGAAAAACACAGCGUUUUAUCCACUUUAUUUGACUGGGGGGAAAACAGAGCCACUUGUAGACCUUGAAAGAUCUGCACGGCAGAGAUAAAUGACGUACACGCACACACACACACAAACACGUCCUUGAGACGCAUGACAGAUAAGGCAAUGAGGCAGCCAGACCAACCGUCAGAAAAUACACUCUCUCCUUUCUGCGGAUUCAAUCCCGGCAGCAAGGAUGAGCGUGCGUGUGUUGAUGCUGCCUGAACCUGCGAUGGCUGACCCACUGCAACCUCAGCAAGAAGACCCGCUGCUGAGCAAGCUCCACAAUGGGAGCCUCCCCAACGGCAAAGAAGUCCCGAAACAUGCCCUGCUGCACGCCAGGGGCCAGUGGGCGAGUAAAGCCGAGUUCCUCCUGGCCGUGGCCGGGCAGAUCAUCGGGUUGGGCAACGUCUGGAGGUUCCCGUACCUCUGCUACAAGAAUGGUGGAGGUGUGUUCUUUGUACCUUACCUGCUGUUCCUGGUGCUGUGUGGCAUCCCGCUCUUCCUGCUGGAGACCUCGCUGGGUCAGUACCUCAGUCUGGGAGGUGUCAGCGCCUGGAGGACCAUCUGCCCACUGUUUGGAGGGCUUGGUUACGCCAGUCAGGUGAUCAUCCUGCACGGCUGCGUCUACUACGUUGUCAUCCUGGCGUGGGCCCUCUUUUAUCUGUCCUACAGCUUCCAGGCCGAGCUGCCCUGGUCACACUGUAACAACACGUGGAACACCGAGUCGUGUGUCCUCUUUGAUCACCUCAACCGGACCGCUAAUGUGAGCAGCCUGCCAGAGAACGCCUCGUCUCCUGUCAUGGAGUUCUGGGAGCGGGAGGUUCUCCGGCUCUCCCCUAACUUAGACGAGCUGGGUCCAGUCAGCUGGAAGUUGGCUCUGUGUCUGGCCGUCGUCUGGCUCGUCUGCUACUUCUGCGUCUGGAAGGGAGUCAAGUCCACCGGGAAGGUGGUUUACCUGACGGCCACCUUCCCAUAUGUCAUGCUGUUUGUGCUGCUGGUGCGCGGGGCCACGCUGCCCGGAGCCACACAGGGAAUCAUGUACUACCUCAAGCCCAACCACACCCGCCUGGCAGACCCACAGGUAUGGAUGGAUGCUGGAACCCAGGUCUUUUUCUCCUACGGAAUCUGCUUGGGCAGUCUCACCGCCCUGGGCAGCUACAACAAAUACAACAAUAACUGCUACAAAGACUCCUUCAUGCUGUGCCUCCUGAACAGCGCCACCAGUUUCCUGGCAGGUUUCGCCAUCUUCUCGGUGCUGGGCUUCAUGGCACAGGAGCAGGGCGUGGACAUCGGCAGCGUGGCUCAGUCAGGUCCUGGCCUCGCCUUCAUUGCCUACCCCAGAGCCGUAUCCAUGAUGCCGCUCCCUCAGCUCUGGUCCGUCUGCUUCUUCCUCAUGAUCAUCAUGCUGGGGCUGGACACGCAGUUUGUGAGCCUGGAGGCUCUGAUGACGUCGGUGACGGACCUGUACCCUCACCUGCUCAGACGAGGCCACCGCCGCGAGCUGCUGCUGCUGUUUGUCUGCGUCGUCUGCUUCCUCAUGGGCCUGGUCAUGGUCACUCCGGGAGGUCUGUACGUGUUCCAGAUCUAUGAUAAAUACUCCUGCAGCGGAGCGAGUCUGCUGCUGCUCUCCAUCUUCCAGUCUCUGGCCAUCGGCUGGGUCUACGGAGCCGAGCGCUUCUGCGCCAACAUCAGGGACAUGAUCGGCUACAGCCCGCUGCCCGUCUUCAAGCUGUGCUGGAAAUACUUCACCCCAGCUGUGUGCACGGCCACCUUUGUGUUCUCCCUGGUGUGUUGGUCUCCGCUCAGUCUGGGUAAAGGCCUCGUGGCUCCGGCCUGGGCCACGGCACUGGGCUGGAUCCUCACCCUCUCGUCCGUCUCCCUGCUUCCCAUCUGGGCCAUUUACGCCCUGGUCACCACCCCGGGAACCCUGACACAGCGCUUCACAGUUCUGUGCAGCCCCGCCAUUCUCUCGUCGCCGGGCCUCCACCACGUCUCCACCCACAACGCCGCUCUGCCUCUCACCGAGAAGCCAAUCACAGGUGUCACCCUGGAUCACAUGACCUGACGGGCGGCGGACGCGGCCCGCCCGCCAGCCACACUCCAUGGUGUGUUCACCUCACACGACAAACUCUGUAAUGUAGGGGGGGGGGAAGAAGAAUGUAUCACAUGAUCACGUCAUGGUUCUGUAAAAAAAUACAGUCGCACUUAUCUAUGAGACUCGUGGCCUUUAAAGUGGACCUUUAAUCAUUUAAUAUGCAUAUAAAGACACAUUUAAACUGACUUUUGAGUUCAUUUUGACAAACUCUCUGCGAGAGAUUAGACACAUCCACACUAAUACUACGUUUUCAUGUGCCGAUGUAAACAGGAAGUAGAUUCUCUUUCUGAUGCAGCCGUUAUAAUAACCGAUGUCCAGACUACAACACAACCCAGAUCAAAGAAAAGCACAGCAGCGUUUUCAAACGUCUUUGUUUUCUUUAUUGUUUUGGGGGCCGUUAGUCACCGUUAAACCAUUUUAUUAUUGUAAUUUGCCUUACACUUCGCUGCUUUCACACGUAGAAAAGAAACCAUUAAUCGUGUUGAAAUUGAAACAAUGCAAUAACCAAAUCGGAAAAGCUGCAAUUGAAUGUUUUUUUUCUGGACAUUGAAGUUGUAAUAAGUGUUUACCUUUUUUUAGUUUCUGCAUUUUAAUAAGACAUUACAAACUGCUGCUGCCGUGUUGAUAGAAGUAGUUAUUUUUUAUUUUUGUAUCCUGGAUUUGAGAUUUGAAAGACACGAUACCUCUUUAAAACAAACAAAAAAAAAAACAGGUUGAAAGGUUUAUACUUUGAGAGUAAAUACAGUUUGUGGUGAUGAAAUAUAUAUAAAUAAUUACUGAAGUGAGAGUUCAGGUUUUUUCGUGUGUGAUUGUAUGAUGUGCUGACAUGUGAAAGAAACAGAUUUUAACCUCACUCGUCUCAUAAAAUCUAUACCUGCUUAUGUCUACAAUACGUAAAGAAGAUGUUUUCCACUUUAUUUCACUGUUAAACAGCAUUUUCUGACCAGAAACUGAAGUUGUGUAAACCGCUCACUCUCACACACCAAACUCCAUUGAGAAAACCGUCGUUUUUAGUUCACGCGGGUACAGGAGCUUCUGCCUCGCUGCUGCCCCGUGUGGUCACUUUGUGUCACUGUGGUAAAUCUGAGCGUACAUUUCAGACGCCAAACUCGUAAAACAACAAGUUUCAAGUCAGUGAUGGAGGCAACAGUGGAUCAACAGCUCCUGUGAGCUGGGAUGUUAAAAUCGCUGAUUUUCUCCAUGGGGUUUGGUGUUGGAGAGUGAGCGGUUUACAAACUUCAGUUUCCUGCAAUAACAACUCUCUAAUGAUAAGAGUCGAGCAACAAAUGGAUUCUUAAGACGCCACAAACACUUGUUGAACUAUUCCUGACUAUUAUUUUACUGUUUUUAUGAGAGAAAACUUGAAGGAUGUCUCCAUUGGUUAUUUUGUUUGCUGGAUGUGUUUUGGAACAUAAUCAUGUAAAAACCUUAAAUCCUCAGUGAUGACCACACCACGUCUCAGCUGUUUGUUUACAGGUGUGUGUGUGUGUGUGUACUGCUUGUUAUUGUACUUUUGUACUGUGUAUUUCUCCUGAAUGAACAUAUUUACUUUAUGAAUGAAA
Molecule: messenger RNA, 4015 nt
Organism: Solea senegalensis (Senegalese sole)
Lineage: Eukaryota; Metazoa; Chordata; Actinopteri; Pleuronectiformes; Soleidae
Product: sodium- and chloride-dependent GABA transporter 2-like
Exons: 15
Coding region: 552-2423 (623 amino acids)
Biological process (GO): sodium ion transmembrane transport
Cellular component (GO): membrane
Source: RefSeq, a predicted model, not a curated record